CAAUAUCAGUUCCAAAAUUUACAAUUUGCAAACCUAAUUGAAACACAGCUGAUCGCAGAGGACGUCUUGACAGAGAAGCAGAGGACUUCCCGUCGCUUCCUGCCGCUGCCACUGCCUCUUUUCUUCCCAGUCUAUUGCACCUGCUGCCUCUUCCGGGUAGUAUUGCAACUACUCUUUCUUUCAUUUUUUUUUGUCUCAUAUCACUGUUAAGCCAAAAAGAAGAAAGCUUUCGAUUCAAUCCGUCCUAGCUCUUGUCUAAGGAUUCGAAGCUGGCAAAGUAGUAGAAGUCGUCUCAGGCUUGUGGUAACUCUCUUCAUUUGGUGGUGCUCCACCGGGCAGUCCCCUGAGUUCGGCCACAGACAAAUAAUGACCACUGCCUUGUGUCAUUAUUUUCUUUCUGCUACUUUUGCAUCAUGUUUUAAGUGCCACAGACAACCUGUAAACUAGUACCUAUGUAACCUUGGAAGAGAAAUCCUAAGCAUUACAGUGAGUUUUAGCUUCAAAUACUCUGUCAAAUAAAAGGAUAUGAAGCUCAAGUUUCCAGCUAGACUUUUUGGCAGUUGGCUAUGCGACUUAAUGCUUUACCAUUUUCUGUAUGGCUCACUUAAUUGAAUAAUUAUCUGUAGUGUUUUUUUGUUUUUAUUGAUCCGGGUCAACCUAUCUGACCCGUGACUCAAUCACUUGACCGAGUCAAUGAUCGGGUCGAGUUUCAAAACUAUGCCAUGAUUGAUGAGCUUGGUCUGCGUUGGUUUUUUUAUAUUUUUUUAAUUGAUUCUCUUUUAAAUUUCAUCUUUCGAUGCUGAAUUUGUUCAGGAUUUGACUUUGAAUUUUUUUUUAUUUGAUUUUUAUUUGCUUAUCUUAGUGUUAUAAUUUAUAUAAGUGACAUGCUAGGUCAGGUUAAUUCAGGUUUUUUUUUUUGUGUUCAAUAUUUAACUGAGUAGAAUCUUAACUUCAUCGCUAUUUUUUAAUUGUUUUUUUUUUGUCACAUGUUCCUGUUAUUCUUCUUCUAAGUUGAUUCAUAGAUCAACCUUUUUUUUAUAGGUGAAGUCUUUGCCCUUAGUUGUAUUUUUUAAAAGCAUACUUGAGUUAACUAGACAUUUUUUUCUGCUUACAUAAAAAAAAAUGUUUUGGCCGUUUGCAUAGCCCAGACCUUUAAAUCUAGUUAAAUACUAAAAGCCAAUAUCUACCAAAAAAAAUUAUUAAAAUAAAAAAAAUCUAUAAUAAUCAUUGAAAGGACUCACAAAUACGUCGUCUCUCUCAGUUAUCCUCGUCUCUUUUGAUGAUUCUUCCAUAAUUCAGCAAUAAAUUCGUAACACUCUAUUUGUAUAGUUAUAUAGAUGCAUAUUUGAUUGCAUGAUUAUGUUGUUUGUUCAUUGUUAUCUUAAGUUUUUACUCUAAUUUUAGCAAUUAAACUAAUUAACUUAUAUGAAGCCCAUCUAAUUACAUUAACCAACCCCCAGCCCCAUAGCAUGUCAUCCUUCAGUAAUUGGCAAAAGAGAAACAAAGAAAAGGCACAAUUUCUUCAUCUAUAAUGCCGAGAGAGACGAGUCCAGGCUUGAAGAUCCUCUGGUUAUGGACCAUCGGCACCGCCGGCAUUUUGGUUACAAGUGUGGUAAGGACCAGGCUAAAAGACAUGGAGCAGAUGAUGAACACUGACCAGCAGCAGCAGCAGCAGGAAGAGCAUCAAAGCAGUCUAAGUGAUCCUGUCUUAUUGGAUUCUGACGAGGGAGUCAUUGAAGAAGUGAAAUCGUAGGCUUAGCAGCUAGUAAACUAGUGUCAGCUAUGUGUUUGUUUAAUGUCUCGAAAGAAUACGGGAGCCCAGUACUUUUGUUGUCUAUUUGUUGAAUUUGACUGACUAUAAUUGAGACCAAAUAAUUAGGCGGGACUCUCCAAUGUGUUUGCUGAAUGUUUUGAAAUGGAAUAUCCUCUUGCUAGCGAAA
Messenger RNA from Populus nigra (black poplar), 1940 nucleotides. RefSeq lists its product as uncharacterized. The record is from RefSeq and is a predicted model, not a curated record. The transcript has 2 exons. The coding region runs from base 1532 to 1753 and encodes 73 amino acids. NCBI's taxonomy places the organism in Eukaryota, Viridiplantae, Streptophyta, Magnoliopsida, Malpighiales, Salicaceae.